ACCGCUCUGGCGCCGCAAGAUGGCGGCCGUGUGGCCGCCGUAGGCGCUAUGGGCUUUCUCGGCCUCGGGGCGCUGCUCCUGCCGCUGCUGUUGGUGGCUCCCUGCCCCGGGCAGCGCGCCGGGGACCCCGUCUUCCAGCCUUCAUUUAUCCAUAUGUCAGGGCCCAGAGUCAGUUCAUUUUUUCUUGGAAAUUCUUCAGGAGUUAACUUUUCUGUAAUUUUAAGUCCUGGAAAUGAAGAGACAGGAAAAUUGCAAGUUGCAAAUUGCAGUGGAAGUAAAAGAGCCGGUGAUUGGAAUUUGGAUGUAACACCUGGCGUGAACGCUUCCAAAGUGACUGUAAGCCUGAGCAGAAAGCUGGAGCUGUGUUUGCCCAAUGCCACUGCCUGCUGCCCCUCCCCUCUCUGCGUGCUGGAAACACUCCAGGUUUUGGCUUGCCGUGGCUCAGUGAGGCUGGCACAGCUCCUGAUUCAAGCUGAAAUAUUUGCCAACUCCUCCUUUGCAGGAAAUGUCUCAGAAAAUGCAACUAUCAUCCCCAACCAGGCCUUUCAGCCCUUGGGCUCUUGUCCUUGUGAUUUAACAGCUGGAGCUUGUGAUGUUCGUUGUUGCUGUGAUCUGGAGUGCACAGCAGACAUGAAGCAGUUGUUCAACGGCUCGUGUUUCACUGGGGUGUUUGGUGGGGAUGUCAACCCCCCUUUUGAUCAGCUCUGCUCUUCCCAGUCGAUGGAAUACACCCCUGAGUGGUUUCCCUUCCUUUGUGUGCAGUCUUCUCUUGACAACACCCCAUUUCUUGGCUAUUUUUAUCAUGGCUCUACUUCUACACCCAAAGUUCCUGCCUUUACAAUCCCUUUACAAACUUCUCCUGGGAGACUUUUCACUGGUUACAGACGAGGAGAUCCAAUCAUAACUGAAGAAAAUGAGUAUUUUACCAUUCCCCAGCAGAGCCUGGCUGGGCAGUGUGCUGGGAAUGCUCCCGUGGCCUUUCUGCAGGACCUGGAUGUCAAAUGCUUGACCAGCCUGGAGUCCUACAAGGAAGGCCUGCCCCACCACGUGAGGAUAAACACUGGCACUGCAGACUUCAUCCAGCAAAAUGUCACCUACAGAACCAUCACUGACAGGAGCAAGUUCAUCACUGAAAGUGAAAGCCUUCAUCCUGCCCAGGCUCUGUGUCAAAAUGUGACUUUUGCAGAGCAUUACACAUUCAUUUGCAAGGACAAGAACAUUGAGCAAGUAAAUGUCACGGUCUUCCUUGGAAGUUUGUGUGAUGGAGAAAUACUGACACAGAGAUUCACAGUUGAAUUUCUGAGAUCAAAGAGUACUAAUGAAGAAGAACUGCCCGAGAAUCCAGGUUACCAAGUUGGAAAACCAGUGAGAGCUGCAAAUAUAAAUGCUUCUGAUCCUCUGGGAACCCUAAACAUUUGGCAGCCAGCUGGCAGAGGUUUAUGUUCAUCAGCAACUUACACACCAGUUUUAUUUGGAGUAGACUCCUACUCUGGGUGCAUUCUGGAAGUUGGGAUGAACGAGGAUUGCAGCCUUUUAAGAGGAAAUGUAGCUGAGAAAUUGAAUUCAUUAAUACAAGCCACUCACGUUGGAAAGAGGGACAAUUCCAGUUACAGUGACCCAGAGGACUGGGUGGAAAUUAUCCGUCUUGACCCAUUGAAUUCUGAUGCCAAUGUGAGCACUGGAAACUUAAAAGGCUUUUGUCCAGAUAUUCCUGCAAACCUGAAUAUUCACAUCAUGUUUGCUGAAGUGGGAGCAGUGCAAGGGAUUCCCCAGCACCAGAUUCUUGCUGUGCAGAUCAGUUACUCAACGGUGCUGUGGCAGUUCCAGUGUGGGCUGAGCUGUGGGAACACCCUCAGCUCCCUGCCCAUCACGGCCUCUGUCCAGUUCAUCGAGGUCCCAGCUCAGCCACCUGUCCAAAAGAUGAGAUACCACAGGAUUUAUGUGGAAUUUGACUGCAAUCAAAAUGAUGUGUGCCUGCAGCAACUGCUCUAUCCAUUGACACGGUUUUACACAGGAGAACCAUAUUCCCAGUGUCUUGCUAAAGGCCUGCUACUGGCAUUUCUUGUUUUACUUGCAGUAAUUAUGAGCAGCCCUUGGUUUUCUAAAUUAUGGAACAGAUAGGUAAAAAUUAUGGAGAAAUAUUCUUGGAUCUUGUAGACGAUUUGUAUAAACAUUUAAAAAUACAUAAAAUCAGUGCUUUUACACACAGAAAAUGGCUGUGUUAUUUAACCCAAAAGUAAUAAAUUAUUUUUAAGCUCCAGACUCGGUGCUGGGAGCAGC
This is a messenger RNA of Myiozetetes cayanensis, 2280 nucleotides long. It is a transcript of the gene TCTN2, whose product is annotated as tectonic family member 2. The coding region runs from base 49 to 2121 and encodes 690 amino acids. Gene Ontology annotation, biological process: protein localization to ciliary transition zone; cilium assembly; smoothened signaling pathway. The record is from RefSeq and is a predicted model, not a curated record. NCBI's taxonomy places the organism in Eukaryota, Metazoa, Chordata, Aves, Passeriformes, Tyrannidae. The transcript is spliced from 18 exons. Gene Ontology annotation, cellular component: MKS complex.